Messenger RNA from Gregarina niphandrodes, 1062 nucleotides. RefSeq lists its product as hypothetical. The transcript has a single exon. NCBI's taxonomy places the organism in Eukaryota, Apicomplexa, Conoidasida, Eugregarinorida, Gregarinidae. Bases 1 to 1062 code for a protein of 353 amino acids. The record is from RefSeq and is a predicted model, not a curated record.
AUGACGAGAGGAGUGGAGAGCAGUACCGGGAACGUGGGCCGUAUGCUGUGUGGUGGAUUGCUAAGUUCAGUGAUUGUGGAUGCGGAUGCGGCUUCUGUGACGCUUCGAGGCUCCCAAACUGGUUUGGCUCUAUUGUUGCGAGCAGGGGCGGCUAAGGAGAGUUACAAACUGUCGGAAAUCCACGACGGAAUUAUCAACUUGCGCAGCGGGAGGCCGCGGUAUACGCACCUUGCGACAUGGUUGGCCAGACAGCCCGAGUUUGAAGCCCUGAGUCAAACUCCCGAGCCGAGCCUGCCAGUGACGAAGCCGGUUGGUAUUACGAACUCGAACGGUGCUCCCUUGGUCGAAAUCGUAAACGUAAGCAGCGAUGGAAAGCGGCUGUACAGACUGGACUUCGCGGCAAAGGUCUCGGAGACCCUGGAGGUUACUUCGAAAACUGUGGAGAUUACUUCGGAGACCCUACAGGUUGUUUCGGAGACCAGGGUGGGCAAGCCGGGCAAGGUGAGUUGUGCCGAACAAGUAGAAGAACAACGGGUGGCGACUGGGCAGAGAUUCCCUAAUCGGGUGCCAGUAAGUGCACUUAUGGUUGCAGAAGACCCAGCGACGGUGGUGAUAGAGUGGGAAGAAGUGGACGAACACAGAGCUCCCGUUACUACCGUGGAGAAGUGGUCAGCGAGACUCGAUGCGGCUAGGACUAGAUGUGCUUUGGGUUGGAAAGAGUGGACCAAAAAGAAGACCACCAACCUGAAAGUGACUGAGAAGGAACGAAUAGAGUGGUGUGCUAAAUUUUACCGGGAUCUACGGACCGCUGAAGAUGCCCUUAAGAUGCUCGCUCUCCAUAUCCGGCAACGGGCCAAACGACCUCUCCACCAACGUGAGGAAGAACCCGAAGAGUAUGAGUAUGACCUCAAAACCCUUUACUCUCUAGUCCUCCGAUUCCGGCAGCUACUCUACUGUGUUGUUCCCGCCAGUGAGCACAAUCAACUCCAAAAACGUGACGCUGAUGGGCUGAAGAAAUUGCACAAGGCCGUCGGGUCGCCUCACGUGCAAGACAUGCUGUAA